Molecule: messenger RNA, 3766 nt
Organism: Gallus gallus (chicken)
Lineage: Eukaryota; Metazoa; Chordata; Aves; Galliformes; Phasianidae
Gene: MORN3
Product: MORN repeat containing 3
Exons: 7
Coding region: 2816-3535 (239 amino acids)
Source: RefSeq, a predicted model, not a curated record
GGGAGGAGAGCGACGUGUGGAGGAGCGGCGGCCGCUCAUCGCUCACCGCUCAGCUCGGCUGUGCAGGACGCUCCCACCUCCGCCUGCAGAACCGGGCCUGCUCUGACGUUCUGCUGCAGAAAAGCCGUCCAAAAACAUCGCCGCUCCUGCCUUCUGUGCACCUUCCCUUUCCUGCCCGGGGUUCCAAAUAGGUCCUGCAGCUCCGCCAGAGAGGGGGGGCGAAUUCCUCACAGCUGUCCCUGAAGCUGCCGUGUUUUCUGCAUCCUGCUUUCUCUCAGGAGAGCCUCCCUUCUUUCUGUUGUUUGUUUCUCCUGCCGGCCGCUGAACAAACCACACGUAACCACACCGUGCUGCUCAGCCGGCAGCCAAUUAACCCCAUCUGUACAUCUGUACAGUUUUCACAUCCCAUUCCAAGGAUGCACCCCUACCCCUCCCCACCAACCCCAGCCUCCCUCUGCUCCAUAACGCAGCACUUGGAUUCAGUUUAUCCCUUUACCGACACAGCCGUGCAGGUGUAACAGCCACAGAGGCUCCUUCAGAGGCUUUGUGGCAUCCCUGGCUUAGGUGCCUUAACCACAGCUCGCUAAAAGGACAGGAAAUGCACAGAAAGCACCCAGUGCUGCCUGCUGCCGAAGGCUGUCCUUAUGGUGUCACUACGUGAUGAAUGGCACAUUUCCUCUGAACUUGAAGAUUUUAAGGGUUUUGGGUGUCUCGCGACUCUAACUUUCCAUCUUUUUUUACCAGCAGGCCUUUCUUCCUGGACCUCUGAAAAGCAAAUCUACAAACAGAAAACCUGUUUUGCCUUUACUUUAACAGUCCCCGAGUCAUCAACCAUCACUGCCAGAAAGCAUAUCAAAGAAACUGAGUGAAUAAUCCAAGUUACAGACCACAGCAGUUGUGCCUGCUCACGUGAUGUUACGUUCUGCUGCAGUACGUGUACUUACAGCAAUAGAGAUACGGUCAGAUGUGAGCUCCUUUCUUCUGCCUUGCAGACUCCUGAACACAGACCGCAUUCAUUCUGUUCUCUCGGGGUAACUGAGUCCGUUCCCAUGGACUCUUUUCCUUUGUCCGAGAAAUACCCAUUCUUUCCAGCAAUGCCAACAGGAAAGGAUAAAAUACGAAUUCUAACAUCAGGUGACAGUAAGCCAUGAUAAAUAACAAUCCAACCCGUAUUCCAAUGGGGAAUUGGUGCUGCUGCUCUCAUCGUGUAAUUGGACUUAUUCCUCGGUGAAGGGCUUGGAACAAGCGGGGCAUUAUCUCAAGUAUGGCCAAAUUGCUUUUGCCUUCAUCAUCACACUGUGAUCUGCACAUAUAAUUCUCAGCUUUGGGUGACUGCUGUGAUUAAGAUGGGCAUCCCUGAGCGGUGCUGUCACAGGUACUCACAUGGACACAAUGAACUGCAAAUCUGCAGCAAAAGAAACUCUGCUGGAAAGGCUGUCUGGUAGGCAGCAGCUGCAGCAGCUCUCUGGUAAACAUUGCUCUCUGCAUGGAUAUGCACAUGCUUGAGCAUCUCAGAUAACCCGCAGAUCUGACUUCAGAUUGUCUGGAUGUAAAGUCAACACGAUCUUUAUCUUCAGAGAGCUGUUCACAGCAAACAGAGGCAGUGAUGGAAAGGAACGCAUUCCUGCAAGGCUGUCUUCUAAGCAAAAAUCAGCCCAUUAUUCUAAAUCUGCCUCAAACCUUCUACUUCGACAUCUCCUAAAUCCUGUCCAUCAGAACUCCCUGGGGAAAAGCUCUGAGUGCUGCACCCCCUCAGUGCUGCUUUGGCCAAACCCGACACAGGUUUGGUUACAGUCCAGGGCCCUCCCACCUCUUCCUCUGAGUUUUAAACUGAAUGUAGCAGCAGUCAGAAACACAUCUGAGCAUCCUGCUUUCGCAGUAUGUUGUUGUCACAUUCUUCACCUUUAAAGAAUUCCGGCAUAUGUUUCUCUAAGUGUUUUCCCCUAUUUAUUCUACAGAGCUCCCAGAAUAAACCUGUAGUAUUGACUCUGACAGUUUGCAGUUGGUUUGGGCAUUUCACGUCGGUGAUUCCCCCCGCUUUGCGAGAGCGAUCUCAGCUCAGAGCAGCUGUCUUUUUAUUGCAGAAAGGAUUGGUUUCAGAUGUUGCAGAGCACCGAAAUCCUUUGGGUUCAUUUAACAACAGCAACAAAAUAAGACCUGACUUUAUAAACUGAAGAAAGAAACAACGAAAGCCCGCGGUGUGUCCCACGGCCCCGCUGCACAGACGGCUGCGUCCCGCCACGUCUCGCCGCGCAUCCUCCCAUGGCUCAGAUGGCUCUUUGGCACAUUGGGGCCACCGUCCAAGGCUGAACUCAGAGGCCUGCCUGUGUUCGUAAGACAAGGCUGCAAUUCUGGGGCUGCAAUGAGCACUUCUUCCUUCUCCGUGUGGGUUUCCCGCACCUCCCCACCACCCCCGCCUGCUCUGCAGCCCCGUGCGUCCGCCGUGCUCAAACACUGCGACCCUCCGGCGGUCCUCAGGCUCUGCACGAAACCUGCACGCAUUUUGUGAAAGGGUGCGGAUGAAUCCUUCCUGAACACCUUUCUCUCAUUUUUAAUAACGGGAAAUAUAUUUCCUGUAUAAAUAUUUCCCAACCGGGUCAUCCUGCGCAGUGCUCUGUAGUACCCACAGGUCGCAGAACUCUCCCGCAGCAGCCCGGUACCGCUCGGCUCCCAUUCCUGGGGGCUCUCCGGGGCCGCCCACAGCCGGCGGCGCUCCCAGCUCGCUGCGCGCAGUUUGCAGCGUUGCUAUGGGGAUUCGGCGGCGGUGCGCGCAGCGGCGGCACGAAGCGCUCCGCUCGCAGCAGCUGAGAACACAAUGCCCGUUGUAAAAUACCCCAGGGCUGCAGAGCCUCUCUGGCAUGAAUGGGACAGGAAAGCACAGAAACAUGGACUAAGACAUACAGUCUAUGCUGUAAAUGGGGAUCGGUAUACAGGAGAAUGGUUGGACAACUUGAAACAUGGUAAAGGCAUCCAGAUCUGGAAGCACAACGGCGCUAUUUACAGCGGUGACUGGAAGUUUGGGAAGCGGGACGGGUACGGCUCAUACAGCAUCCCUGACCCCGUGACCAAGGAGUACCUGAAGGUGUAUACAGGCUGGUGGAGAAACAACAAAGAAUGCGGCUACGGGACGAUGUUCUACCCCAGCGGGGAGCGCUACGAGGGCGAGUGGAGCAGCGGGCAGAGAAGUGGCUGGGGUCGGAUGUGCUACGGAGACGGGUCCACCUAUGAGGGGCAGUGGCUGGCAGACCGGCCGGGCGGGCAGGGGAUGCUGUGCCUGCCAAAUAAUAAUAGGUAUGAAGGAAGUUGGAAAGAUGGAAAGAAACAUGGCCCAGGCAGAUUCUUCUUCUUGGAUAAGGGACAAUUGCUUGAAGGCAUCUGGGUGACAGAUGUACCAAAAUGCGGGAUUAUAAUUGACUUCAGCAGAGAUACAGCUCCUGCCCCUACUCAGUAUCCAAUCCCAAAGAUUGAACUAGCUGAUCCCGAUGGUGUUUUAGCAGAGGCCCAAGUGAUGUUUGAUGACAGCCAAAAUGAAUAACUGGAUGCUGAAGGAAAAAAGAUGCAAGAUAAGAAUGCGAUCUCGGGUUACUUACCUCGUUUGAGUCUCAUGUCCGUGCUGCCGUACGUCAUCUUGUGGUCAGCCUCACCUGUCCAACAGAACUGCCCCUGUAUGCUUCACUGUGCAGGCAAGCUUUGCUUCAGGCCUCCUCCACCGUUACUUAAAACACAACAAGCAGCAAGCAAAUAAAAACCAUUCACACCAGCAAAA